Messenger RNA from Paramecium sonneborni, 4108 nucleotides. NCBI's taxonomy places the organism in Eukaryota, Ciliophora, Oligohymenophorea, Peniculida, Parameciidae. The record is from the annotation of a GenBank genome assembly.
AUGUAGUAAAUAGCAUCUAUCACAUUUUAAGGAAUUCAAAUUGAAAAGUAUGAGCCAUAUCUAGAUGAAGAUGAAUUUAAAUUUUUUUAAGCAAAAAUUAUUGAAACAGGUGAAUUAAUAACAAUAAAAGAAUAAUCUAAAAUUACAACUACAGAAGAGAAUUUAUUAAGACUCCAAUAAAGAGUUAAAUAAUAACAUAUAAUUGAAAUUAAAAUGUAUGAAAAACAAGAACAAAAGGCUUUUUUGAUUAUUGAAAAAACAAAAAAAUUAUUGAGUUAUUACAUUCGUGAGAAUGAAUACAAAAUAAAAUAAGAAAUUGAAAAAUGUCAUUUAUUUCUAUAAGUAUGGUUUUAUAUUAAAAAUAGUUGGUUAAAGCUAUUUAAGAAUUUCAUAGAUUUGGUACAUUUCAUAGAAAUUUGAAACCUAUACACUUUGUUUUUUGUGAAAAUUUAAAUAAUGAAUAAGUACUCAAGCUUUUUGAUUUUGGACUGGCAUAAUUAUAAACAGAUAAAGAAUUAGAUAAAUCACUUGAAUUAGGAUCAAUUGAAUACUUAGCUCCUGAAAUUAUGAAUGAUGAAUAUUAUGAUAAAUAAGUGGAUGUUUGGUCUUUAGGAGUAAUUUGGUAUGAGAUGUUAACUGGAGAAAUCAUAAUUUAAAAUAAUAAUAAUGAAUUAAAUUAAGAAAGUAUUGAUUUAUAGAUUGAUCAAAAUAAAAAUUAAAUUAAUCCAAAAAUCAAAAAAAUGUUAAAAUAAAUGUUGGUUAUCUAAAGUUCAAAAAGGAUAACUCUUGAUAUUUUAUUUAGCAAUUUAGAAAAAUUCUGUUUUUAUUAAGCAGAUGUGAAUAACAUGAAUCCCUUACAAAAAUAAGUUGAUUAAAUCAAUUAAUUGAAUAAUUUUAAAAACGAAAUUUAAUAGUAACUUGAUUUAUAAUUCAAAGAUGAAUAAUUAGAAGUUUUCAAUUAAAAAUAAAUAUCAAUCAAAAAAGCAAAUAUUGAUAUCAUAUAAGAUGAAAUCAAUUAAACGAAUCAAUUAUUACUUAUCAAUAAUAAUUAAUAUGAACUUUAUAUGUAAUAGAGAUAUGCUAUUCUAGAAUAAGGAAAUUUUAAUAACUAAUAUAAAUUGCAAUUAUUAGACAAUUUGUUUUCUUAAUUCUAAUAAUAAUUGUAGGUUUCAAUAACCAGCAAGAUUUUAAAUUAAGAGGAUAAAAUAAACAAACGUAUAAAAGAGAAAGAAAAUUAAAUAAAAGGUGAAAUUUCUUUGCAAAUCAAAUAACAACUUUUAUUGGAUUAUAAUUUAUAAAUGUCAGUUAAAGAAAAUGAAAUAUUUGGAUUCUAAGCAUAUUUCAGUGGUCCAUUAGCUUUAUCACAGCAAAUUCUUUAAGAAACAGAAAAUUAAAUAGAAAUUCUUGAUAAAUAGUUAGAUAAUUCAUUAAUAAAUGUUCAAAAACCAUAAAAGUAUCUAGAAAUUAAACAAAUUUUAAUAAGAAUUAAAUAAGAGUUAAAUUUAUAAAUAAACUAACCCAAAGAAAUAGCAGAAAAAAUUAGAGAAUUUUAGAAGUAGUUAAUUAAAAUUACUAUGGAAGUGGAUUCAAUUGAAAAAGAAAUAGAAUUGGAAUAGUUGAGUAAUUAAUUGAAAAGAGAAAAAAAUACUUUUUUUCACAAGUCAAACAAUUUAUUUAAUUAAUAUAAUACAUUAUUAAAUGAUGAAAUUGUUAUAUUACAAGAUUUAAAAAAUAAAAAUUUACAAUAAUAAAUCCAAAACCAAUAAAAUAAUUAUUAUAAUGAAAAAAUCUAAAAAUUAAUGAAUUAGAAAUAGACUUUAAACUAAGAACUAGAAUAACUAUCUGAAUUGAUUGAAGAUAGUUAAAUUGAAAAUAUGCUUUUGUUCAUUCAAAAAAUUCAAUUUUUUAAUGAUAAAAUUAUAUAAAUGACCAAUCAUGAAAAACAAACAUUUCAAUAAUUUUAGACAAAAUAUAAAAUUUUCUAAACAUUAGAUCAAAAUAAUUUGGAGAAGGAAUUGUAAAAUCUUCUUAAUUAAUCAAAUUAUUUAAUGGGAUUUAUGGAAACAUAUUUAUAGGCAUCUAAGCUUGAUUGUANUAUGAACUUUAUAUGUAAUAGAGAUAUGCUAUUCUAGAAUAAGGAAAUUUUAAUAACUAAUAUAAAUUGCAAUUAUUAGACAAUUUGUUUUCUUAAUUCUAAUAAUAAUUGUAGGUUUCAAUAACCAGCAAGAUUUUAAAUUAAGAGGAUAAAAUAAACAAACGUAUAAAAGAGAAAGAAAAUUAAAUAAAAGGUGAAAUUUCUUUGCAAAUCAAAUAACAACUUUUAUUGGAUUAUAAUUUAUAAAUGUCAGUUAAAGAAAAUGAAAUAUUUGGAUUCUAAGCAUAUUUCAGUGGUCCAUUAGCUUUAUCACAGCAAAUUCUUUAAGAAACAGAAAAUUAAAUAGAAAUUCUUGAUAAAUAGUUAGAUAAUUCAUUAAUAAAUGUUCAAAAACCAUAAAAGUAUCUAGAAAUUAAACAAAUUUUAAUAAGAAUUAAAUAAGAGUUAAAUUUAUAAAUAAACUAACCCAAAGAAAUAGCAGAAAAAAUUAGAGAAUUUUAGAAGUAGUUAAUUAAAAUUACUAUGGAAGUGGAUUCAAUUGAAAAAGAAAUAGAAUUGGAAUAGUUGAGUAAUUAAUUGAAAAGAGAAAAAAAUACUUUUUUUCACAAGUCAAACAAUUUAUUUAAUUAAUAUAAUACAUUAUUAAAUGAUGAAAUUGUUAUAUUACAAGAUUUAAAAAAUAAAAAUUUACAAUAAUAAAUCCAAAACCAAUAAAAUAAUUAUUAUAAUGAAAAAAUCUAAAAAUUAAUGAAUUAGAAAUAGACUUUAAACUAAGAACUAGAAUAACUAUCUGAAUUGAUUGAAGAUAGUUAAAUUGAAAAUAUGCUUUUGUUCAUUCAAAAAAUUCAAUUUUUUAAUGAUAAAAUUAUAUAAAUGACCAAUCAUGAAAAACAAACAUUUCAAUAAUUUUAGACAAAAUAUAAAAUUUUCUAAACAUUAGAUCAAAAUAAUUUGGAGAAGGAAUUGUAAAAUCUUCUUAAUUAAUCAAAUUAUUUAAUGGGAUUUAUGGAAACAUAUUUAUAGGCAUCUAAGCUUGAUUGUACAGAUAUAAAAAUCAUCUCUAAUUUAGAAUAGUCUAAGAAUGAUUUGUUACAAACACUUGAAAGAUAAAUGGAACAUUUAUUGGAUUGUUAAUAGAAAUUACAAGUAAAUAAUCAAAUAAUUGAGUCAAAUCGUAUGAAAUUUGAUCAAAAAGGACUAUUGAAUUAAAGUUAUGAAAUUUUUUCUUCAGAAACACAUGAAAAUAUUACAUAUAAACUUAAAGAAACUAUAAACAUCAUAAAUUAAGUAAAGGUUAGGCUUAAAUUCUUUUAGGAUCAAGAUUUUUAUAAAGAAAUUAUAGAUUCAUGGAAUGGAAUUAAAAAUUAAAAAGAAUCAUUGUAAAAUAAAUUACAAGAAGUAACAGAAAUGAUGUUAAGAAACAUGUAUAACAAUGAUGAGUUAUAAAAAUAAAUUAAUAAAAUAAAGGUUAUGAUAAUUUAAACUAACAUAACACUUAAACUUUUACCAUCUUUUUUAUAAAUUUAAAGGUUUAAUUAAGAAUAUCAAUAAAAUUAAAAUAGCUAUUUAGAUCUGUUAACUUUAGUUGUUUAUAUAAAAUUAUAUCAUAAUUCAAGAUACUUAAAGAGAUAUUUAUCUUUAAAGAUUAAAGCUGUUGAUAGAUUAAUUUAAUAAUAGACAGAUGUUAAAAAUGAAACUAUAUUAUUGAAAUAAGAUGAAUUAUAAAAAUAAAUUGAAGAAAGUAAAUAAAAAGAAUAAGAAAUAAAAAGAUUAAUGGAAGAAUAUUUAAGAUGUUUAUAAUAAAAAAAAUAAGCAAUUUAAAUUGCUAUAGUGAGUGAACAUGAUAUUGAGAUAACUAAGCAAAAUGAAAAUUUAGAACAUUAGAUUAAAUAAAUAGUUAAAGUAAAAUUGGCAGCUAAUUUUAAUGAUAAAUAAAUAAUAAAUAGCAUGAUAGAAUAUUAAAAAAUGUUUGAAUUUUCAACAUUUCUUUGCUAUAAAUUGGCAUUGAUUUGA